UUCAGACUGCGCGACUGGCGGAGGAAGGACUCACCUCAUAGUACCCUGGGUUCAUAUAUUGAACUUGUUGGAGGUGUCUCUUCGUAGGUAACAUUAAAGUAAUAUUUAACUAAACGUUGUUUUUGUCCGCGUGUCGCUGGAGGCUGUGAAGCACCGAGGAAUAUUUCGUUCACUGCUUCAGAGUCGCAGAUGCAGGAGGUCAGUGAGGCCCACAGUCUGGAUGAUGACAUGGUGGAUGGAGAUCUUGGUGACGGGAUGGAAGUCAGAGCAGCGCCCAGCUCCAUACGGAUGAAGAGCCAGAGCUUUGCUGGUCUCACAGAGAGUCUGCUGUCCAGAUCAGAGCUGCUCAGGAGUGGCAGCCAUGCAGGAGAAGCAGCCUGGAUCCCUGGACUGAAGGCUGCAGAGAGGCAGCAGAGAGCCCGCUGGAAGCUGCCGCGCUCCAGCUCCCUGGGUGACCUGUCCAAGGACGAGCUGAAAGACAGACUACAGGAAGCAGCUGAGGUGAUAGAUGUGUUAUGCUGUGAGCUGGAGGUGGCACAUCGUUACCUUGAAGGCAAAUAUGAAGCCCUGAAGAUCUUACAGGGGAAGGCCAUUCUUGACAAAGCCACGAGUCACACUAAGAGUCUGCUGCAGAAGAGUGAGGCGAGGGCUAAAGCUCUGGAGAAGGAGGUGAACAGCCUGCAGUGGGAACUCAGCUUCAGCCAGGUCCAGAUGAAGAAGUCUCAGCAAUCCUGGGAGCAGAAAUACAACAGAAUGUUGAGUGAGAACAAGACUCUGACUGACAACCUGGAGGAAAGAGAGAGGGAGAUCCAGCAGCUCCGGACGGAGAAUUCCGCCCGGAGUCGACAGUGCAUGGAACUUCUCUCCAUGUUGAGUGUGAAGGAGCAGAGAGCUUACCAAGGAACCAAACCUCAGUACAGCCCAGAGAGAGAUGCAAGUGUUCUGGAGCUGGCAGUGUUGGGUGCCUGCAGGUGUCUUGGUGUUGCUGAAGCUUGUCCGUGCAGUCGGACUGCUGCUGCCAGCAGGAAGCAGCUCUUCCAGCUACAACAGGAGUUGGAUGCUCAGCGUGCCAGGAGAGAAGAGGCGUUGAUGGUUGCUGAUGCUUUUCGUAUUGCCUUUGAACAGCAGCUGAGGAAACGCAGUGAGCACUUCCUGCUGCUGGCUGAAGCCAACAUCCUAAAAACCCAUCACUGCAAGGCUGAAGUUGCUAACAGGAGUCCUUUGCUCAGUGUAAGCCAGAGGUUGAGAGGAUUAUUGCCUUCCAAGAUGCCUGAUGAUCUUUUAGAGACUCUCUACAGACUGCUGGACUUGCUGAAUGACAAAGAGGAGGCCCUGGCCCACCAGAGGAAGGUGAGCAUCAUGUUAGCCCACAGUGCUGAGGAGCUGCAGAGACAGUUGCAUCUAGAUUCACAAUGCUGCCCAUCAGACCCAUCAGACAACCAGAGCCAGUGUCAGCAAACAUCUCAUACAUCAGAGUCUCAGCUACAACCACAAGUCUCGUCAGAGUCCAACAUCCAAGCACAGCAACAACUAGUUCCACCAGAUUCUCCACUUCAGCCAGGACAAACAUCAUGUCUGUCAGAGUCCAGGACUGAACCUCAGGAGCUGUCAGACACAACACAGUCCAAUAUCCAGCUGCUGUCCAACCAUGAGAGCAACGAGCCUGAAAUCCAACAAUCAGACCAAACAGAGUCCUGAUCCACCCAAAGGAUCAAUCAGACUCCACACCUCAGCUACAGACGCAGCAGUCAGGAUUUGAGAACAUGGGAAGAUGCAGAUGUCUUAUCUGUGAUGUCACACAGGCUGUAUUUGAAGGAAGGGUGUGAAAUUGUAUGAUUUGACCUGACUGCUCACUGUUGUUGUCCCAUCAGCUGCUGGAUGGAAAACACCAAACUGUUGUCCUUUAGAGAGGAAGGGUAGCAGUGCUGAGGCUGUGAUGUCCAACCCCACACACACCUUUACCACAUCUCUCAAACACACUUUUUACUACUAGAUUUACAUCUGGAAAAGCAUAUGAAGGUGUGAAUGUCUAUUAUCAUUUUCCCAGACCUUGUGAAGAACAUCUCAGGUGUUACUGAUAUAAAGCAUAGUUCUGUUCGGUCUUUGAAGUGGAAAAAAGCAUUUAGCUGGAAUAGUUGAAAAGAAAAUUGUCAACAGUUUCAAUGUUUUUCACUUUGAAAAUCAAAAACAGAAACCACUGACAGUUUGUCCAGUCAUGAGUGACUAGUGUAAGAGUAGGAAGGGUCUUUGUUGGUGUCUGAGCUCAGGAGAGAAAUGCCAAUCAGCAUAUUUGCUCCAUGCAGAUGCCUGUCAUGUUUUACCAGAACAUAGUGAGAGAAAUCACUGGUUUGCAGUCUUUGGCAAACAGUUUGAAAAAACUUACUGUCUGUGUUUAAGUUUCAAAGAACAUUGUAGGGAGGAGGGGUAGGUAGAUGGGUUAAUAAAAUGUGACAUGACUUCAUUGAUCUUUUCCUAUACCUGCCUACCUCAACCAAUCACACAUGCAUUGUAGUUUCUCCUUAAUUGUCACAUUGGCCUCUACAGACAGACAUGCCCACUGCUGCACACAUAACAGUAGAGUAUAACUUGCACGUGCAAGCCCUAUUCCAUUGUUAAUGUGUAUUUUAUGUGACAGAAGAAGUACAGGAUUGGUGAUUUAUUUUGAGAGCUAACUUGUAUGUUAACAAUCAAAGAAGCUAACACAAUGGCUGACUUGCUGUGACUCACUUGUUUUCAGUCUGAUAAAGAUCCAGUGCGUAUUCAGGGGUUCACAGGGAUAUAUUGGCAGAAAUGGAAUAUACUAAGUAUGUUUUAUGUUUUGUAGCACGGAAGUGCAGUGGUUAGCAUUGUGGCAUCACAGUAAGAGGGUUCCUGGUUCAAACCUGGGGGUUCAAACCCCGUGGUGGGGGACCCCCUCUGUGCGGAGUUUGCAUGAUCUCCCCAUGUUAGCGUGGGUUUCCUUAAGGUACUCCAGCUUCCUCCCACAGUCCAAGAAAUGCAGGUUAAUUGGUGACUCCAAAUUGCCUGUAGGUGUGAAUGAGUGUGAAUGGUUGUCUGUUUCUAUGUGUCAGCCCUGUGAUAUUCUGGCAACCUGUACAGGGUGUACCCCACCUCUCACCCAGUGUCAGCUGAGAUAGGCUCCAGCCCCCCCAUGACCCCCAACAAGAUAAGUGGUUAUGGAAAAUGAAUGAAUGAAUGAAGUAUAUUUUCUUUAGUGUAUGAUCACCUGAAAAUAAGAAUUGUUUUGUUUUCGUUACUUUAGAAUGAGCCGUUUAUAUCUGCAUAGGAAGCAGGUCCUCAUCCACAGAGUCUGCCAUGUUGCACCGUCAUGUCUCCACAGUAGCUCAGAACGGACAAACGAAACACUGGCUCUAGAUAAUGACAUUCAUGUUUUUGCAUGAGUUAGAAGCUUCUCCCUGACAAGCAGCGUUAGAGUAACACUGAUUUUUUAAACACGAGACAGCUUUAUUCAGUGUUUUUACCAGUUUAAAUUCCUGAGUGCAUUGUAUUGGAGAGGAAGAGACCUCUGCAGAUAAUUCGGCUUAUGGUAAAAACCUACUCAACUUCUGGAUUAGAAAUAAAGUGAGCACAUAUUAGCAGGGCUGGGCGAACAGCCCAUCUGCUACAUGCCAAACAAUUUUGAAGAAACACUGAUUUAUGAGGUGAGACUCCUUUAUACAGUGUUUUCACCAGUUUAAAUCACCUGGUCUUUUUUUUUUUUUAAGAGAAAGAGACCUUUGUGGAUAAUCCAGCUUCUUGUAAAAACCUGAACAAUGAACACUGUAGAAAUUAUAGCAAGGAGUUUCAGCAGGUUGCAAUCUGCAAUCCUCACCACUAGAUGCUACUAAAUGCCCCUAAAUCUUACACACUGGACCUUUAAGUACAGUAUAUGUUAUUUUAUUUUCACCUGUGUAUCACCCUGUACCUUUUUACUUCAUUUUUUUAAGAAUGAUAUCUUAUGCUUUCAUUUUGAAAUGCAGAUGGAGAUUCUGGAAGCCUUAAAAAUGGUGAACAAGGUUCUCAAUGCAACAGACAGUCACCCAUUCUGUGCUGUUAAUAAUUUUAUGCAUUCCAUGAUAUUUUUAACUUUAAGUUAUUGUGCAAGCAUUUGAACUCAAGCAGCUAUAAUAAUAUGACCAUAUAAGAUGAUAACUCUUUAGAUCAUAUCUAUCCUGCUAUUUCAGCUUUUGACUGGGAGCUGAUAAGAUCUUACCUUACUUAGUAUGUAGUUGAAAAAUUCAGUAUGUUCAGUUUGGAUGAUUUCAUGAAAUGUGUGGAUAUGCAAUGCACCUACAUGUCCAAAUUCAACUGGAGAAACUGGAAGCAACUCAGGUUUGGUGUUUUCACUGGACUGAUUAAUCAGGUCACAUGUAAUGGAGAAUCAUGAGAUAAUGUGAAUAUACAAAGUUAGUGAUAGUUACACCCCUGGGGCUGUAUUCACAAAGCUUCCUUGUUCUAAGAGUUACUUCUAGUGACGACAUUCUAAGAAGAUUCUUAGAAUUGUGACGUUUUCUUAGAAUUUCCCCUCAAAGUCAAGACUAGAUCUUUGUAAAGAAAAAAGUUAUUCACAGAGCACCUUAGACCUUAAAAGAGUUCCUAUGAUGAAAAACUGUUAGGUGCAGAGAGGAGAACUUUUAAGAGGUUAAAGAGUUUCUUAAGCAGAGGAGAAAAUAGUGAAAAGACAAAGAGGCUGGAAAAAUAUUCUCCAAAUACAGGAUGUGAGUAACAACAUUAACAAUCUCAACACACAGUCAGCAGUUCAUUUCAUUUCCACUGGGUGUCCACACCUUGCAGGCUCACAAAGGGGCAUGUCGGUGACAACCAAUCACACCUGUAUAAAGAAUGCAUCAUACCUAGCAACAGGGUCAACCACACCUCUCCACUUAGGUAAAAGUUUCUGUCUCCUCCUUGCUAAGAGUUACCCUGAGAAUUUUCCUAAAUCAAUUCAAAACUAGGACUCCUUACUAUAAACUUUCCGGCUAAGUUAGGAGCUCUCUGAGAGUAUUCUCAGAAUGUUUGUAAAUAUAGCCCCUGACCUCUAUGGCAAAAUUAUGGCAUAAUGAGAAUCAUGUAUUUAUGUUUUUGGAAAAACUCCUGUCACAAGUCUCUUUGUAACACACAAAUGAAACAUUAUCAUCCAGUUGAUCUAAAACAAAAUGUAAUUACAUGAACACAGAUGCUUUAGUGUGCAAAUAUUGGCAAGCAUUAGUGAUCAAAGAAUUAUUAGAGUGUGUAUGCAUAAUGGUAUUGUUAUUGUUAACAGAGGUUCUUUACAGUUUUUUUAACAGCUUGUAUAGUGAUAUGAGACAUGAACCUACAAUGCAUUUAGAAAAUAAAAC
This is a messenger RNA of Epinephelus fuscoguttatus (brown-marbled grouper), 5339 nucleotides long. It is a transcript of the gene ccdc125, whose product is annotated as coiled-coil domain containing 125. The transcript is spliced from 12 exons. Gene Ontology annotation, cellular component: cytoplasm. Gene Ontology annotation, biological process: negative regulation of cell motility; negative regulation of Rho protein signal transduction. Bases 190 to 1698 code for a protein of 502 amino acids. NCBI's taxonomy places the organism in Eukaryota, Metazoa, Chordata, Actinopteri, Perciformes, Serranidae. The record is from RefSeq and is a predicted model, not a curated record.